This is a messenger RNA of Mixia osmundae IAM 14324, 711 nucleotides long. RefSeq lists its product as uncharacterized. The coding region runs from base 136 to 618 and encodes 160 amino acids. NCBI's taxonomy places the organism in Eukaryota, Fungi, Basidiomycota, Mixiomycetes, Mixiales, Mixiaceae. The record is from RefSeq and is a predicted model, not a curated record. The transcript is spliced from 3 exons.
CCACGGCGCUGUAGCGCAGUAUCGCCACAUUCGCCGCAACUUAUCGCCAUCAUCCGACGAGAGCAAGCUUCUUGCAUCAGGCCGGCCGUUCUAUCUUCCAAGCUCUACCUCGUCUGACCGGCGCUUCCUCAACAGAUGGACGCCGAACGCGAGUGCUUCGAGCGAUCACUCCGCGAGGAUGUGGCUACACUGGCCGUCUACAUAGCCAGGAUAGAUCAAAAGAUGGCGACUGUGGCAGCACAACAGGCUACGCUCGAGCAGCAGCGCACAGAACGAGCCAAUGAACGCAUGGCAGCAGUCGCAGCUCGUGACGAUCCCACUGCCGCAGAAUCAGACAGAACGAGAGCUCAACAUGCUAUCGACGAGAUCGAUCAGCGAGACGAGCAGGCCGAUAAGUUGUUGAAGCGGCAGGCUGAGUUUCUUAGAGAGUCGGAAGAACAGGUGCGGGCUGCACAAGAGCAAAGGCGUAUCGCACUGCAGCGUGUACGAGCCUCCGAACAGCGCUGCGCUGAUACCCAUCGUGCCUUUGUCGAUGCCCGCCGUGCAUUUCUGAACGAACCGAUAAAGCCGAAGAACUGCAAGACGUACCGAUCAGCUGCGAGACGUCGCAGCCGCUGAGGUGAGUCGAUCACGUUGAAUGUGCUCGCAAUCUUUUGACGCCUCACUGAAGGACUUGUGUAGUCACCUACGAGCACAGCAGCACAUUCCGAC